Messenger RNA from Colletotrichum chrysophilum, 1023 nucleotides. RefSeq lists its product as uncharacterized. NCBI's taxonomy places the organism in Eukaryota, Fungi, Ascomycota, Sordariomycetes, Glomerellales, Glomerellaceae. The record is from RefSeq and is a predicted model, not a curated record. Gene Ontology annotation, biological process: secondary metabolic process. Gene Ontology annotation, molecular function: hydrolase activity; carboxy-lyase activity. The transcript is spliced from 3 exons. Bases 1 to 1023 code for a protein of 340 amino acids. Gene Ontology annotation, cellular component: cytosol; cytoplasm.
AUGCUCGGCAAGAUCGCUUUGGAGGAGGCCUUCGCCCUCCCGAGAUUCCAAGAAAAGACCCGCUGGUGGGCAUCUCUCUUCGCCGUCGACCCCGAGAAGCACGCCGCCGAGAUCUCAGAUGUCGCCGACAUCAGACUGAACUACAUGGACAAGCACGGCGUCGGCUUCACCAUCCUGUCGUACACCGCGCCCGGCGUGCAGGACAUCUGGGACCCCAAAGAGGCUCAGAUCCUGGCCAAGGAGAUCAACGACUACAUCGCCCCAGAAGUCAAGAAGCACCCUAACCGUUUUGGCGCGUUUGCCACGCUUUCCAUGCACGAUCCCCAGGAGGCUGCAGAUGAACUCAGACGCUGUGUGACACAAUACGGAUUCCUUGGCGCUCUCGUCAACGACACUCAGCGUGCCGGUGCUGAUGGAGAUGACAUGAUCUUCUAUGAUGGCCCUGAGUGGGACGUGUUCUGGUCUACCGUGACUGAGUUGGAUGUUCCCUUCUACCUGCACCCCAGAAACCCGACCGGCACCAUCCACGAGAAGCUCUGGGCUAAGCGCUCAUGGCUUAUUGGUCCCCCCUUGAGUUUUGCGCAGGGUGUUAGUCUGCACGUGCUUGGUAUGGUCACGAACGGCGUCUUCGACCGCCACCCCAAGCUCCAGAUCAUCCUCGGCCAUCUUGGCGAGCAUAUCCCCUUUGACGCUUGGCGCAUCAACCAUUGGUUUGAGGACGUUAAGAAGCCUUUGGGGUUGUCGUGCAAAAAGACGAUUCGCGAAUACAUCCAGGACAACCUCUGGAUCACCACCAGCGGCCACUUCUCCACAACGACACUCCAGUUUUGCCUCACGGAAGUCGGGGCCGACAGAAUUCUUUUCUCUAUUGAUUAUCCGUUCGAAUCAUUUGCGGAUGGUUGCGACUGGUACGAUGCUCUUCCCAUCAACGUUGUUGAUAAGAGGAAGAUUGGACGGGACAACGCCAAGAAGCUGUUCAAGCUGCCGGCGUUCAAGGACAGCGAGGCGAAACUGGCAAAUUAG